Magallana angulata is the source of this 3866-nucleotide messenger RNA. Its product is annotated as receptor-type tyrosine-protein phosphatase alpha-like. NCBI's taxonomy places the organism in Eukaryota, Metazoa, Mollusca, Bivalvia, Ostreida, Ostreidae. The coding region runs from base 141 to 3617 and encodes 1158 amino acids. The record is from RefSeq and is a predicted model, not a curated record. Gene Ontology annotation, biological process: protein dephosphorylation. The transcript is spliced from 28 exons. Gene Ontology annotation, molecular function: protein tyrosine phosphatase activity.
GCUGAGUUUUAAGUGAUGAAAACACCGGGUGUCUCGCUUCAGUGCGUCUCUCAGUUGACCUUCCGUUUGUAAUUUCACUUCUCCUUUAAUGAUUCACAUGUCAACAGUCGUGUUUCUUGCCAAGUGUAGAUACAGGAAUCAUGCACAGUUGCCAUUGUAUCUUCGCAGCACUUGUAUAUUGUCUUCUGUUUCAUAAAAACCAGGCCUACCGUAACCUUGUUGUUCGUGGCCUUACAACUGCAACACAGAUCUCCGACUACGGAGUCUUUUCCGCCGACAGGACCAUUGACGGUUAUCCAAACAGACUGUGGAUGACUGACGGUUCAUGUUCACACACAGGGUCUGGCCAGACUGAAGCGUGGUUGAAGAUAAUCCUAGACAAGGUUUACAACGUAAAACAAGUACGCUUCUGGUAUAGAAAUGAUCGAGGUAGCGCUUGGCUAAGCACCAUUAGGUUGCACUACUACUCGUUGUAUUAUUACAAUACAUCUGGAAACCCGGUAUUAUGUUACAAAGAUAAUACAGUCUACAGUACACCAAUCCCUAUGCCAUCCACGAUUGAAUGCCCAAGUAAAACUAAAAUCAUCAUGUUCUACACCAACAAACCGAGCCCUCAAGACGGCAGUCAAGCCUUCUUAGAAAUUUGUGAAGUGAAAAUUUAUGGUUGUGAAGCACAUCAGUACGGAGAAAACUGUACAGACUGUAACGCCAAGUGUACAGACUGUGACAUAACAAGAGGAUGUGUGUCAUGCCAAGGAAAGUUUACCGGAAGUGAAUGUGAUUUAUGUCUACCUGGUUACAUGGGAAAUAAUUGCGAGAGAAUAUGUACAACUGGAUGGUAUGGACAGAACUGUAGCAUGGAAUGCAGUGGCCACUGUUUGGAUGAUGAUACCUGUUUUCAUGUGAACGGUACUUGUCAAAGAGGGUGUGCCCCUGGAUACAGAGAACCGACUUGUUCAAAAGAAUGUAUCAAUGGAACUUACGGCCUUGGGUGCCUGGAAAAUUGUAGUGGUAAUUGUUUUGAAAACCAAACAUGUGAUUUUAUUAGCGGCGCAUGCCAAAACGGUUGUAGCAAAGGAUGGACUGGUUCAAAUUGCUUCACUUCUUGCAGUAACGGUACAUAUGGUGAAAACUGCCAGUACAAUUGCAGCGGACACUGCUUCCAAAAUGAAACUUGUAACAGACUUGAGGGAUAUUGUCCCAAUGGCUGUGACAUUGGUUGGGAUGGGGAAGCGUGUGACAGAGAAUGUCCUUCCGGGAGUUUUGGAUUCCACUGUAACAGUACUUGUGGGGAUGGUUGCAAGGAUAGGAUGUGUCACUCAGUAACGGGGACGUGUACCUUGGGCUGCAGGGAUGGAUGGAUCGGUGGCACGUGCGACCAAGCGUGCCCUGAAGGCAGUUUUGGAGGGGACUGUUUAGAGAAAUGUGGUAGAUGUGUAAACAACACGUGUAAUCACGUGAACGGCUCGUGCAGUGGACCGUGUCAGGACGGAUGGGAGGGUGGAAGGUGUCUAAUGGCGAAAGCUCUGGUCUCGCCUGCGGACACCCCGGAUAUCUCUAAUAGUCUAGUGGUUGGAGCCGUGGUUGGUGCUGUGUCAUUACUGGCUGUAAUAGCUGUGACUGCCAUCUUGCUUAUAAGGGAUCGACGUAAAAGGUCACACAACGCUCCAAAAGGCUCUGCACCUAAUGGCACAAAAGAUCAAAUCACAUACAUGAAUGCGGCCGCUUGUAUCCCAGAUGCAAUGUCCAAGACAAUUGAUCCCCCUGUAAUCGUGCCCCAGACAACUGAGCCCCCGCAAGAUCCCGUCUACUCUAAUCCUGAAGAUACCCCGAUCAGGAACAAUAACUCUGUCGGAAAAAUAUCCAUUACCAGGCUUGUUAAUGUCGUCACAUUAGGAUCUGUGAAUAGCUACAAGGAUCUACGAAAAGAGUACCAAACAAUACCGUAUGGGGAACAGGAUCAUAUACCUUGCAAUCAUGGAAAACUUCCACAAAAUAUUCCCAAAAAUAGAUUCAAAACUACUUUCCCAUAUGAUCAUUCUAGGAUUAUUCUGAAGGAUGCGAAAUCUGAUUACAUCAAUGCAAACUAUAUACAGAAUGUUAAAGGAGAAAAAACUUACAUAGCAGCGCAAGGACCACGACCAAACACACUAGCGGAUCACUGGAUGCUGAUUUGGCAAGAAAAUGUGACAACCAUUGUUAUGUUAACAAAUCUUAUUGAAGGGACUAAGAAAAAGUGUGAAAAGUACUGGCCGGACCUCUUGACAGAAUCUCUGUUCGGAAAAACAAAGGUCCUUCUGCUUAGUGAGAAUGCAUAUGCAUACUAUGUUGUCCGGAAGAUGAAGGUUACCUCAGUAGAAACAAAGUCUUCCCGAACCGUGACCCAGUUUCACUACAUACAGUGGCCAGACCAUGGCGUGCCUGACCCACUUAGUCUGGUCGUGUUUCAUAAACAUGUCAAGAGAUCUGUUGGAAAGCAAAAUUCUCUCCCAAUUCUGGUUCAUUGCAGUGCGGGUAUCGGUCGGACCGGAACCUUCAUAGGUUUGGAUGCGCUACAUCAGCAAGGUCUGGAGACUGGACACGUCACAGUGGAGGAUUACGUCAGACGUAUGAGAGAAGACAGGAUGAACAUGGUACAGAACGUAGAGCAGUACAUAUUUCUGUACGAAGCUUUGGUUGAAUCUUUUAAAGACAAGCAUGACGUAAUGACAAAGGACACGUUCAUCAAAAAAACUCGUGAUCUACAGACCGGUAGUAAAUCUCCAUCGGAUUGGAUGAAAUCCCAGUUUGAGGACUUGAAAGCCAUUCUAAAGAGUUAUUCUUCGAGUGAAAAGAAAGCCGGACUGGAAAACAAGGAGCUCAAUAUGACGAGAAAUGUUCUGCCAGCGGACAGAUACAGAGUGUUUCUGACGUCACGCAUAGAAGGCAGGGGAGAUUACUACAAUGCAGUAUAUCUAUCUACAUUUACAGAUAAAGAUGUACUAAUUGCUGGGCAGUACCCACUUUCUGGAAAUUCCGUUGAUCUGUUUCGUCUUUUAUAUGACAAUGACUCCAAUAUCGUUGUUGUGACAAAUAAACUAUCAGACAUACCUUCAUGCAGUGAAUGGUUUUUGGACGAGAAAAUCUCACUUCCUCCUUUUGAAAUAACGAAAACAGACACGUGUAUUAGUUCAAAGGGUGUUCGAAAACAUGUUCUUAAAGUUUUUAACACGGAGUCCGCUACCGAUGAUGAUAUCCAAGUUUAUGAAAUAAUGUCAUGGAGCAUGGCUGAUCCUCUACCAAAGACUGCUGACGUGAUAGCAGAUGUUGUUUGUAGUAUAAACAGUUAUUUUGCUACACAGUCAGAGAAGAAACCAGUGACUAUUUUGUCAAAGGACGGUGCCUCUGGGUGCGGACUUCUUUGUGCCGCUCUUAACGCCACACAACAGCUGUGUCAGGACGCGGAGGUGGACAUGUUUACCAUUGUCAGGCAGCUGCAGGUCAGACGACCGGAAAUGGUCGCUACACUGGAAGAGUUCCGAUUCUGUUUUACAUCUACUUUGAUAUCACUUGACGCACAAGAGACCUCAACAAAUGAUAUCUACAGUAAUGAAGACAAUGUUUACGCAAAUACUUAGUGAGAUGGUCCAUGUAGAUACUUAUUUCAUCAAGAAUAACUGCCAAUAUACUUGCAAGAACAAUAUCGACCUCAUUGUUAGAGAUUUAUGUGAUGUUCCUUUUGUUUUUUCGAACGUUUUUCAUAUUGCUUCAUAUUUUUCCUUUAAACUUUUAUUAUCAAGUAAAAAGUUGGUGCUAUUUAUAUAUGUAAAUUGUAGAUUUUGUUUGUUGUAACAUAGAUCUUUUUUUCAUUUAUCUGAAAAUAAAUU